Molecule: messenger RNA, 4621 nt
Organism: Syngnathoides biaculeatus (alligator pipefish)
Lineage: Eukaryota; Metazoa; Chordata; Actinopteri; Syngnathiformes; Syngnathidae
Gene: fstl3
Product: follistatin-like 3 (secreted glycoprotein)
Exons: 6
Coding region: 810-1481 (223 amino acids)
Biological process (GO): cell differentiation; negative regulation of activin receptor signaling pathway; regulation of BMP signaling pathway
Molecular function (GO): protein binding; activin binding
Source: RefSeq, a predicted model, not a curated record
CAAGUUAGUGUGAGAAGGUUCGAGCCGGAGGAACAUCACUUCAAUCCGCUGAAGUGACCUGAUUUUCUUUUUGGAAGUAACGCACAAGAUGAAGAACUUUGUGGUGUUUGCUGUUAUUGUUACUUUUGGUCAGAUAGGGAGGAACCCUGCCUGCGGUUUGGACUGCUGGUAGCCAACUCGUAUUAGGAAGCCACGCCAUUGUAAUGCAUACAAAAUGAAGCAUAGCAUUGGGUUGCUGACAUCAACAGGGACGUCCAUGAAAGACUUUGCUUGGAUGGCAGCAUAUAUGUUUCUCAAAAACCUAUGCUGGCUUUUGAACUUUCCAGUAAAUCAAGAUGGUCCAUUUCCUGUUUGCCUGGAGAAUACGACAUCCAUGAUUUUCAAAACAAUUUGAAAUGUGUACUAGUCAGACCACAGCACACUUUCUCACUUUCCCUCAGUUAAUCUCAUUUGGGCCUGGGGCCAGAGGUGCCAGUGGUGCUUCUGAGUUUUGUUGACAUAUAGUUUAAACUUUGCAUGGUAGAGCUUUAACUUGCAUUUCUAGAUGUAGCUGCAAACUGUGUUAACCGAUAAUGGCUCUCUGAAGUUUUCCUUCAUCGUGUUCUCUGCUAGAAUUUUUGAAAAUCAUUAUUUCCCGUUUUUAUUUACUCAACAUGACACCCUGAUUGGAAUCAAAUUUUGUAGCUUCUCUCUUUCUCUCUCUCUCUCUGGUUCUCUCUCUCUCUCUCUCUCUCUCUCUCUCACACUCUUGCUCCAUAACUAACUAUCAAUCUACCUGCUUGACUUACAAUUUAUUUCUUGCAGCGGGGAUGUGCUGGCUCCAGCAGAGCCAGCGGUGCGACAUGGUGCUGAUGAGAGGGGUCACCAGAGAGGAGUGCUGCGCAGGGGGCCGACUGGACACGGCGUGGUCCAACAACAGUCUCCCCAUGAACGAGGUCAGCCUGCUGGGCUUCCUGGGCAUCGUCUCCUGUAAACCCUGCAAAGAGACAUGCGAGGGUGUGAAGUGCGGCGCCGGGAAAGUGUGCAAGAUGAAGACGGGAAGACCGCAGUGCGUGUGCGCCCCCGACUGCUCCAACAUCGGGCGAAGGCACGCCGUGUGCGGCAGCGACGGGAAGUCGUACAAGGACGAGUGUGUCCUGCUCAUGGCCCGUUGCAUGGGACACCCUGACCUGGAGGUCAUGUACCAAGGAGACUGCAAAAAGUCGUGCUCCAACGUAGUAUGCCCAGGAACGCACACCUGCGUGACAGACCAGACCAACAGCGCCCACUGCGUCAUGUGCCGCUCCACGCCGUGCCCCAAACCGCUGCCCUCUGAGCAGCCCAUCUGUGGGAACGACAACAUCACAUACCCCAGCGCCUGCCACCUGCGCCGCGCCACCUGCUUCUUGGGUCGCUCCAUAGGAGUCCGCCACUACGGCUCAUGCAACAGUCCUCCGAGGAAACCGCACGUGUUUGACGUCAGCGAGGAGAACGCCGUGUAGAGAUCAAGAAAUACACCACAAGUUGACCUCUCUUUUGUGACUAUCAUCCCUCCCUAUUCUACACCAUUUUUUUUUCAUAUGGAAGCUGUGGCAUGGCGUUGCGGAGGUGCGAGCAGAGUGGUAGCCUCGGGAGGGAAAUUUGUGGGUGCGCAAAAUUUCAAAAGGUAUGUAAUAGUAGUCGUCAUAAUAUUUAAAACGUGAUCAUCGUGGACUUCCAUUUUACAUUCCCUAUCUGUCCUCAAAAUUUGCUUUGAAAUGUAUAGAAAAUCGACAACAAUCGACAAACACAUCAUGGCUUGAAACACGGACUCCAACUUCUUUGGCUCACUUGCACAUUCUCCGAAAUGAUCAAAAACGAUGGUACGGAAGCUUUGUCGUAGUGUGGAAUAGUUUGCCCAGGUGUGAUGUUUUGAGGAUACGCAAAUUAAAAAAAAAAAAAAAGUCAGAAUUAUUUAUAUAUAAGCGGUGGUCGGUGAAGAAUUGGGGAGGUGCGUCAAGAGCGGGUGCACUGGGGCAAAACAUUUUUCACUGAGUCUGAGGAUUUUGUGGAAAAAUUGAUUCAUAACAAGGUGGCGUGAUGGGGCAGCUGUAAAGCGUUGGCCUUGCAGUUCUGAGGACCCGGGUUCAAUCCUGGCCCCGCCUGUGUGGAAUUUGCAUGUUCUCCCUGUGCCUGGGUGGCUUUUCUCCGGGCACUCCGGUUUACUCCCACAUCCCAAAAACAUGUAACAUUAAUUGGACACUCUAAAAUUGCCCCUAGCUGUGAUUGUGAGUGCAGCUGUUUGUCUCCAUGUGCCCUGCGAUUGGCUGGCAACCAGUUGAGGGUGUACCCCGCCUCCUGCCCACUGACAGCUGGGAUAGGCUCCAGCACUCCCCGAGACCCUCAUGAAGAUAAGCGGCGAAGAAAAUGGAUGGAUUAAGUGGACACUCUAAAUUGCCCCUAGGUGUGAUUGUGAAUGUGAUUAUUUGUCUCUAUGUGCCCUGUGAUUGGCUCGCAACCAGUUCUGGGUGUACCCAGCCUCCUGCCUGUUGACAGCUGGGAUAGGCUUCAACUCGACCGCGACCCUUGUCAAGAUAAGCGGCUAGGAAAAUGGAUGGAUGGAUGGAUGGAUUCAUAGUAGUUUUAUCAAAAUGAAUGAAAAAUAUGCUAUUGAAGCAGUGGUGUAACAUGGGGGAAAUUCCAAGAGAAAAGUUGCCCUGGGGGUCCACAUUUUGGAGUGCCCAAAAUUCUAAAAAUAAAAAUGUGUAUAAUUUGUCAUCAAAUUGAACAGAAAGUAGGGUAUGAAAGCAGUAGGGGAGAUGCAAGGACAGCAGUUGCCCCAGAAUUAAAAGUGUGGGGGUCAUGAAAAAUAUCCCAAAAAUCCGACACAAUAAUAGAAGUGUAGCUGUCGUAAUAAAAUGAGCGAGAAGUAUAGUGUGGAUGCAGGGGCAUCGAGUGGGGGAGGUGCAAAGCAGGUGUUUGCCAAAAAUGGGAUGGUUGUGAAACUAUGAGGGGUGUGCAAAAUUUUAAAACACAUAAAUAGUAAUCGUGGUCACUAUACUAUGUUUGCCUUAACAGUGUAUAGUGGCUCGUUUUCCUCUCGUCUAAAGAUUUAAGUCCCUCUUUGUCACAACGCCCACAAAUGCGGUGGCCCUAAAAGGUCAAGAAGGCUAAAAACUAAACUAGUGAAUCCACAAGUGACCCACGCACACCACGGUGUGGAAGAGCUCGAUUCAAAACCGCACGCUCGUUAGUUGAGAGCAGAUGAACGCCUCGCGAGAGAACUCCACGGGAGACGUGUUCAUAUUGUAAAUAGAAUUCCGCAACUAUUUAUUGGAGAAGGUAUCAAUCACUAUUUAUGAUUUCAUCCUAAUAACAAACAAAAUGUAUCCUGAAGCAAAACUAUAUAUUUAUUGUGCUUGGUUUUUAUUCCACCGGCGACCGCAUUUUUUUUUUUUUUUACGGCUCGGUUUUACGACAAACAGUCUUCUCGUUAAGUUGAUGGGAUGAAAUCUGAGCGGAAAACUAAGACCAAGUUUAUGUAGCGCCGGAAAUUUCAAAGCCACACUGUGAGUGAUAAAGUAGUUGUUUAGUGUUUUAGCACAGCGUGUGCCUGUAAAGCAUUUCGUGUUUGCUAUGAAAAACCUUUUUAGCAUUUAUUCAAUAUCCUUAAUAUCCAGUCUUUGUUUUCCACUACUAAUGCCACUUUUGGCCUUGUAGUAAAAACAAAAACCUUAGCGGUAAACUAUCGUGUUGCACUAGAAACACUGGGCCCAAUAAGUAGACGUGUCACACUAGUACCGGGUUGCUCGAUGCGUCGAUCGCGAGAGGCUAGAUGCUUGAAAAGUAGAUCUUAGGGUAAAAAAGUCUGGGCACCCCUGCACUAGUAGCUUACUUAUCAAGGAUGAAUGAUCAUGUUUAUUCAAUAUGAAUACAGUAAAUGGACUACGGGGAGGCAUUUUGAAUAUUGAUUUGAUGUCAUGAUAAGGUGGAUACCAGUGUACUAUUAUUUGGGCCUAGUAGUGUUACUUGUGGAGCACAGUAGUUUUCCAUUAAGGUUCAAUUGUGUCGUAAUAGGCCAAAAGGGGCUAGAGUAGCAGGAAAAAUGUUACUAGGACAUCAUUUUUCAACUAGUGCACUGAAUUGUCUUAACUAGGAUGAAGUAUGUGCUAGUACAUGGCCAUAAACCUGGAUAUGAAGAAUAUCCGAUAAAGGCUCAAAUAACUCCUCAUAAACAACCACAUGCAAACAUUCCUUACAUUGAACUGUUUUUGUUUUUUUUGGUUUGUUUGUUUGUUUGCAACAAUACCUCCUCUGUGGAACGCUUGCCUUUGUUUUUGUUUUAUUUUGUAAAUACGAGCUUUUGUAGGACACGUUUUUUUUGGCUGCUUCAAUUUGAUCGGAAUUCCCCAAAAGAAUGUAGUGGAGAAGAUCGAAUUAGUCUCGGAAUGGACCACAGUAGCCAACACUUGAUGUCGUGCCACCAGAGGUGAGUCAGGACCGCGUCGUGUUGACGGCCCCGAUGAACUCCCUCAGUCCGUGUCGAAAAUCUGAACUGAGCGCAUGGACUCCUUGUGUCUGUAACCUACUGUGAAAAUUUGAGUAAUAAAUGCUUCCUAUUUUUGUACUACCGUUUCCACAUCAUAAAGUUAUUACAAAAAGA